Procambarus clarkii (red swamp crayfish) is the source of this 4479-nucleotide messenger RNA. Its product is annotated as transmembrane protease serine 6. The record is from RefSeq and is a predicted model, not a curated record. Gene Ontology annotation, molecular function: serine-type endopeptidase activity. Gene Ontology annotation, biological process: proteolysis. Lineage: Eukaryota; Metazoa; Arthropoda; Malacostraca; Decapoda; Cambaridae.
UAUCUUCCACUUAGUACGUCUUUGUACGUCUUAGUACACCUCUGUACCUCACCUCGACGACAUGUCGAGCUCUCAUCUCCUGCUACUAGUCCUCCUGUGUCUCCUCGUCUCUCACCUCUCCCUGGCUUCCCCGCGACGAAGAGGACGAGCCAGGGCUCAAGAGGAAGAGGAAGAUCAGCUUCCUAGCGAAGAGCAAGAGGAAGACCAGCUUUCUAAGGAGGAGGCGGAGGCGGAAUGGGGUCUGUUGCCCGAGGAAGUGGACGCCUUUAGAGACGUCUUAAUUAACCUGAUGGAUGUUUUUGACGACGGUCAUGGCACCUCGAGCAAGAAGAAGAAAUGUCGUGGGCGUCGGUGUGGCAGCGAGGACGAGGACGAGGAGGCCUCCAUGGUGGUCAUCAUGGUGGAGGAGAGUGAUGCUGACCCCAUGGACGUGACCCUGGCCUCCCUCCUCUACGACGAGGACGCCCCCUGGGGCCGCUGCGCCAGGUCCUGCAUCACGAGAAGAUCUAGGGACUGCAAGUACCGGACGCUGUGUGGAACAAAGCCCCUGCUGGAGGAAGCCUUCUGCUACGUCCCCGGCUCCUCCUGCGAGGACAAGGUACACGAGCAGCUGGCUUCAGAAGGUUACAUAAUCACAGAGGAGGAGGAGGAGAAUGUGGCAGAUGAUACAGAAGGUGACCCACACGACCUGUCAGACGACAGUACAAGAGAGGGGAAAAAUGUCCGUUCAUCAUACGCUGAUGUCAGUGAUAGUGAUUAUGACUAUGGAUGGUUCGACUACCAAACUGGCAACACUGGUGAUGAUUCCUCAAACACUGUCGAAGGUACUCACAAGGAUGAGGAUGAGGGACCACAGUAUGAGGAGGAUGAGGGACCACAGUAUGAGGAGGAGGAGGAGGAGGAGCACCAGCUUCAGGAGGAACACAAACGCUGUGGAAGGAAAAGUUUCAAGACCCGCGAUGACCUCCAACGCAUCAUAGGGGGACGGCAGGCCAGAAAAGGAGAAUGGCCCUGGCAGGUAGCCAUUCUUAACAGGCUUAAGGAGGCCAUUUGUGGUGGUACCAUUAUUGCCCCUCAAUGGGUGCUGACUGCAGCACAUUGUAUUGAGAAGCGACUCUAUGUACGGAUGGCAGAGCAUGACUUGACCACCCACGACCAACAUGAAAUGGAAAUGCGGGUAGAACAGGCCUUCGAACACCCCGACUAUGACCCAGAGACCCUCGAACAUGAUCUGGCGCUCCUGAAGCUUCCCUGGGAGGUGAUGUACAGUAAACGCAUCACCAGUGCUUGUCUGCCGGGAAGAGGGGUACAGCCCCCUAGAAAGAUCAAGUGUGUCAUAGCAGGCUGGGGCAAGGAGAGGGAGGCACACAUCUUUGGCUCUGACGUUCUGAACUAUGCCAGGGUGCCCAUUGUUGCCACAUCAUCAUGCAGACGGGCAUAUCCUGAACACCCCAUCACCAAUAACCAUAUCUGUGCCGGCUACAGGAGGGGCUCCACCGAUGCAUGUGCCGGGGACUCCGGAGGCCCGCUGGUAUGCGAGGACAAGCAAGGGGUGUGGACGGUGCACGGAGUUACCUCCUUCGGGAUGGGGUGUGGCGACAGUGGCAGGUAUGGUGUCUACACCAAGGUGGUCAACUAUGUCCCAUGGAUCAAUCGGAUCAUCACUCGUAACUGAGUCGACUCCCUGGAAAAGGACAGCACUGGCGAGAGGAGGAGGUACCAGGAGGUACGAGCAAAGAGACUGAGAGCUACCAGGUUGGGAAGUGAGGAAAAGAAAAACUUGAAACACAGGGAGAGGACACAUUAAUUUACACGAGCACAAUAUAAGGUGACAAUUAUGUUGGUGUUUGUGAGAGAUCGUUUCAUCAUUAUAGUUGGUUUUGGAGUUAAAAAACAUGCAGGUUGAAAGAAUAUAUUAUAAAUGUUGUAAUAAAGAAGGAUAAUUAUCUAGCCUAUGGAUGAACAAAUCAAUGAAACACCCAUCAAGAUAAUACAUUAGGAAACACGAACUAGUAUGGGCUUGGGAACAAAGUACUACUGUAGUACAUUCAACCAAAUAAAAGUGAGAACUGAACAAAAAUCCAGCCAGUCCUCCACAAAAUCCAGCCAGUCCUCCACAAAAUCCAGCCAGUCCUCCACAUUAUAUGCAGCUGCAAUUAUUCAGAAAGAACACAGGCAUACAAUGUAUGAUUUCUGGACUAAAUAGUCUUGAGAGUAUAGGAGAGCAAGUGUAAGCUCAUCCACCAAUGGUGUAUUAAAAAGUAAAACAAAAUUGGUCACCACUUAAAUUAUCAGAACAGGCUUAAAAACUAAUACUGUUCUGUACUGUUCCAUGCAGUGGAUCCUCAUUCAUGCAAUUCAAUGGAAAUACAUAAGCAACAUUAGGACUGUUUUUAGUCAUAAGAUCAAAUGCUAUUAUUUAAAAAAAUAUGGUGUCAAAUAAGCAGGGUGGAGUAUUCUCUGGACUGAAUUGCAGUGAACCUGAGAAAACUUCAACACUUUAAUAAAAAAAAAAUGUGCAUUUUGAAGAGAUUUUGUAAUAAAAAUGUGUCAGAAUGUUGUGUUGUUGAGUAGGAUCAAAGACCUGAGGAAAGUAUGCUCCAUGUCAUUGUUACUCUAACCUAUUCUACCCACCGAAAAUAUAAAUAAAAUGUUUAAAUAUAUGUUCUUCACGAGAUUUCUGACAUCACUAUAAUGUAAUGUUCAUGCUGGUAUAGGUUUGGAAUUUUACCGUUAUUGUUUUACCAGUGAAGUGACACAAGCUAAGGUAAAAAUGGACAAUAUGAUCCAACACAGGAACCGCCCACAUACGUGACUUCUGCAGGCAGACGCAUCCUUCCACCAUAAUAUCAGACGAUGGUUACCUUGAGAUGGUUUCGGGGCGUAGCGGCCCAGCCUGGAUGGCAACAGAUUUAUAUAGCUUAGCCCUUGCAACAAAAAAAAACUAAAAAAAAAAAGAAGUAUCAGCACUUGUCGAGUCAUCUCUCCAGGAACCAAGAAGCUUCCCUUAGAAACUUACAACAUGCUCACCUUUUCUCAAGCCUUGUCUUCAGGAACUACAUGCCAACUGAAACUCCUACACCACAUACAUUACCUGCUACAACACCCUUGGCCUCGCACACUAACUUUUGUGGGUGACCAGUAUUAAAAUGCAGGUGCUUUAGUGAAAUGAAAAUCAGUGUUGGCAUAUUGAGCAUUGGUCUAGACAGGUUAGGUUUAUGGUUACUUCACUUAAAAAUUGGUGCUUAUCAAAUAAUGAGAAUGGGCUGGUAACAGAUGCUAUUCUCCAGGCAAAUGGCUAUAACAUCCUAAGGUAACGCCCAGUCUUCAACACUAGCCUGAUCACCACAUUCAAUCGGAUUGGGCCAUGGGUCUCAAAAAUUUACAAGAGUCCUGCCCGACCACCACCCUCCCUAAUUGAUCCAGUCAUUACCGGGUCCAAGAAAUGUGUGCAUUCCCAGACCUACCUCAUUUCAUCCUGCUUACUUAUUUUCUUAGUUAUUAAUUAAAGUUACCAAUUUGGUAACUUUAAUGAACUUUGGGCAAGUAUUGUAAAUACAGACUAUAUUAUUUGCAUUUCUGUGCACCAACUACUUAGCUAUCCCAAAAAGUUGCAAAUGUACUUUAGUUAUACUGAAGAGAUUAUUUCAAGAAACAAGAGCAGACCUUAUAUGUAGACACUUUACCUGUAAAAGCAUAAAUUGAUAAUGUUAUCAAAAGCUGUAUCAAAAUGUUGAUAAAAGCUUUCAAGCAAGAGAAUGUUCCCAUGUUACUGCUACUCAACAUCACUGUGUUCUCUUAAAUCUAAAAUGCCGUGGGCCAACGGGCUCCCACUUUACUAUCGAAAGCAGCACUAAAUUUUAUGUUUUAUCCAAUGCAAUAAUGCCCCUGGAAGGGUGAAAUAAUCAGUAGUAAGGAAUGAUUGUACAAUACUGUAUUUUUCUCCAUAUAAAUAGCAUUAAACCCGAUUUCAGGUGCUCCUUACCGUUUUAAAUCAUACUGACCAUUUGCACAUGACAACUUGUACUGGUCAAACAAUGAUCAUGCUUACAGUCCCACAUGUAAAUAAGCCGAAUCAGUAGUUCUAGCAUCAUCAACGACAAUCACAGCAAUACUUCAUCACACACAGAAAUCACAAUUGCGUGAUGCAUCAAAUGAACAAAUCCACAAGGGCCGUGACAAGGAUUCGAACCUGCGUCCGAGAGCAUCCCAGACGCUGCCCGAAUCGACUAAGCUACGACAUGGUCAAAAAAAGAGUUGAAACCGAAGUUCUACUGAACUUACUGGAUCCUGCAGCCUCUACGAACACUGCAUCAUUCAACCUCCAGUGUGAUAAUACCACAGCCUACCUUUCCACGAUUCCGAGGAUCAACGUCCGGUGGCCCCCCACUCUCCCCAGGCCUAAGGCCUAUAUACAGUAUAAAUUUAACAUUAGUGACAAAAUGAUGAAUAUGAAAUUAAUAAAUUAUUUUAACAGAU